Elgaria multicarinata webbii is the source of this 1485-nucleotide messenger RNA. RefSeq names its product solute carrier family 7 member 9 (gene SLC7A9). Lineage: Eukaryota; Metazoa; Chordata; Lepidosauria; Squamata; Anguidae. The transcript has 12 exons. Gene Ontology annotation, biological process: amino acid transmembrane transport; L-cystine transport. Bases 1 to 1485 code for a protein of 494 amino acids. Gene Ontology annotation, molecular function: neutral L-amino acid transmembrane transporter activity; L-cystine transmembrane transporter activity. Gene Ontology annotation, cellular component: membrane. The record is from RefSeq and is a predicted model, not a curated record.
AUGGAUGAUGAAAGCGUAAGACACAGGAAUCAAAGUUCAGACUUAGGACCUGAUGAACAAUCUGGCAAGGAGGGCAAGAAACCUAAAUCCACGAAUCUACAGAAAGAGGUGGGUCUGAUCAGUGGAAUUUGUGUCAUUGUCGGUACUGUGAUAGGUUCCGGGAUCUUUAUUUCCCCCAAGUCGGUACUGGCUAACGUUGGAGCGGUUGGGCCUUGCUUAAUCAUCUGGGCAGCCUGCGGAGUGCUUGCAACAUUAGGGGCGCUAUGUUUUGCCGAACUUGGCACAAUGAUAACAAAAUCAGGAGGCGAAUAUCCGUACCUUAUGGAAGCCUUUGGCCCGAUACCUGCGUACUUGUUUUCUUGGUCCAGUCUAAUAGUCAUCAAGCCCAGUUCCUUUGCCAUCAUUUGCCUCAGCUUUGCGGAGUACGUGUCGGCUCCGUUUUAUCCAGGAUGUGACCCUCCCGUACCUGUCAUCAAGUGUCUGGCGACAGUAGCCAUUGUGAUCAUUACUCUUGUGAAUUCGCUGAGCGUGAAAUUGGCAAGCUACGUUCAGAAUUUUUUCACUGCUGCUAAAAUGGUAAUUGUUGUAAUUAUCAUUAUAAGUGGCAUUGUUCUCCUAGCCAAAGGAAAUACACAGAACUUUACAAAUUCCUUUGAUGGCCCCCCGCUUUCUGUGGGUGCGAUCAGCCUGGCAUUUUAUAAUGGACUUUGGGCAUAUGAUGGAUGGAAUCAACUCAAUUAUAUCACAGAGGAGCUUAAAAAUCCUUAUAGAAAUCUACCACUGGCUAUUAUUAUUGGAAUCCCACUAGUCACCGUCUGUUACGUUCUGAUCAAUGUUUCUUAUUUCACGGUUAUGACAUCAACAGAACUCCUGCAGUCUCAAGCUGUUGCUGUGACCUUUGGGGACAGGGUUCUGUAUCCGGCUUCUUGGAUAGUUCCUCUCUUUGUGGCUUUUUCUACCAUCGGAGCAGCCAAUGGGACUUGCUUCACUGCUGGCAGGCUCGUUUAUGUAGCAGGUCGCGAAGGGCACAUGUUAAAGGUGCUAUCUUACAUCAGCAUUAAGCGAUUAACCCCAGCACCUGCCAUCAUAUUUUACGGUGCAAUAGCUAUUAUUUAUGUCAUCCCAGGAGAUAUCAAUACACUCAUCAACUACUUCAGCUUUGCAGUCUGGAUAUUUUACGGUUUAACUGUACUGGGUCUCAUUGUCAUGCGCUUUACCAGGAAAAGUCUAGAAAGGCCUAUCCGGGUACCCAUUAUCAUCCCCGUCAUUGUGACAUUAAUUUCAGUCGUGUUGGUCUUAGCACCCAUUAUCACCGCACCUGAGCUGGCAUAUUUGUACUGUGUGCUGUUUAUUCUUGGCGGACUUAUCUUUUAUGUACUUUUCAUCCACUUUAAAUUCAGUUGGGCUCAAAAAAUCUCAAAACCCAUCACUAUGCACCUUCAGAUGCUUAUGGAAGUUGUCCCAGCAGAAGAAGUUACCGAAUAA